GAAUUUUGAAACAGUAGCAUUUUUUCACUAGCCUAGACAACAUUUAUUUGCAAGCAAGCAACAAGAGAUAAUGGGUAGUAAAGUGUAACCUACCCUAACCACAUUACAGCCGUCCGAUCAAAUGUUGAUCCAAAAGCUAUUAUCCGACCACGAUCACUUCCCAUCCACCAUUGUAAUGUACAGCAGCUUCAUGGCUCAUAACAAAGCCACGUUUGCUGCUUAUGAUACGUCAGAUCAAAAGUCAAUCCAACGGUUUACUCCCCUGUCUAUGUUCUGUGAAAUCAACAUCCCGCUCUUUUUGUUCUCUACGACUUGCUAAAUAUCUCAUCAUCAUAGUUUCUCUCUCUAGAAGAUCUCUCUCUCUCUCUCUCUCUCUAGAUUCUUGUUUUGGUUAGUGAAGGAAAUGCAGGAUCAAGCAACAAGUUCUAUGGCGGCGAGCUCGUUUCCUUCGAGUAGUGAGAGAUCUUCUAGCUCUGCUCUUCAUGUUGAAGUUAAAGAAGGUAUGGAGAGUGAUGAUGAAAUAAGAAGAGUACCAGAGAUGGGAGGUGAGGCAGCGGGUCCCACAGUUUCCGGCAGCCGUAAUGGAGGUUCUGCCGCCGGUCCUGUCCAGCCAUCAGGCGGCGCUUCAAGGAGGAGGAGUGGUAGAAGCCCUGCAGAGAAAGAAAACAAGAGGCUAAAAAGGUUGUUGAGGAACAGAGUAUCAGCACAGCAAGCAAGGGAGAGGAAGAAGGCCUAUAUGAUUGAUUUGGAGGCUAGGGUUAAAGAACUCGAGACCAAGAAUUCCGAGCUCGAAGAGCGACUUUCCACUUUGCAAAAUGAGAAUCAAAUGCUUAGACAGAUUCUGAAGAACACAACUGCAGGCUCGCAAGAGGGUCGAAAGUAGUGAUUUUUGGUUCAAGUGUUUUUCUUGUGAAAUAAUAAUCAAGGUGUCGUAGAUUGAAUUUGUAGGUUGGAGAUAUAGCGUGAUGAUUAUAGUCGAAACUCGAGAGGCUUUUAUUCGUUAACACUUUAAUACUAAUUUCUAGC
Molecule: messenger RNA, 1026 nt
Organism: Erythranthe guttata (spotted monkey flower)
Lineage: Eukaryota; Viridiplantae; Streptophyta; Magnoliopsida; Lamiales; Phrymaceae
Product: transcription factor HY5
Biological process (GO): positive regulation of transcription by RNA polymerase II; regulation of photomorphogenesis; response to far red light
Cellular component (GO): nucleus
Molecular function (GO): DNA-binding transcription factor activity, RNA polymerase II-specific
Source: RefSeq, a predicted model, not a curated record